GCAUCUGGAAGUCGCGGCGGCGUCCUGAAUGUCCGGGGGGAGACGACCCAGGAAGGACAUCCCGCGCGGUUUGCGGUGGCUGUAGCAGUUCAUUUCGCUGUGGAUUGAUGGCAGUCUGGCGCGAACCGGCUACUGAAAUUCGGUAAAUCGACCGACCGGCCGUCCUCCUGAGCGGGAGAUAUGGGCCCGGUUUUCGGUAGGUUAUAUGCGGACCCGUUCUCUGUGAUCGUGUUCAAAGCAUUGAAAAGGCAUUGUCCAUGAACAUGAAGCAACCGCCCUUCCGUAUCUUCAACAGUACUCUAUACUAAAAAAUACACAAUCCGCAACACUCCAAACUCAACAGACCAAGUCAUAAUGAAGAUUGAAGGCAAAGCUUUUAUCAUCACCGGUGGAUGUGGAUCUAUUGGAGGUACGGCGGCACGUCAUAUCCUUGCCAAAGGAGGCAUCGUUGUAGUGUUUGACCUCUUGUCUGCCGAACAAGGAACCGCCAAGGUCAAGGCAUACCAUCCCGAACGGGCAUUUUAUAUUCAAACCAGUGUUGAUGAUCAGGAGUCGGUGGAAGCUGCUUGCAGCGAGGCCCUCAAGCUUAUUCCAAAGGGAUCUCUUUUUGGCGCUGUGCACUGUGCAGCGACUGCACCGGGCCGAAAAUGGAGUAACAAACUCAAGGACAGCAUUCAGGACUUCGCCAAGGUGCUGCGCACAAAUGCAUUUGGAACCUUUGUCAUUGACGCAUGCGUCGCGGACGCCAUCAACUCCCAAUAUGUCGACGAAGGACCUUUCGCUCCUCGUGUAUCAGAAGAGAGAGGGUGUAUCAUCAAUAUCGCCUCGGCCGUGGCUCAUCCCGUGCCAGCCAGAUGCAUCACAUACGGGCCAACGAAAACGGCCGUCAUUGGUAUUUCACAGGGAAUGGCGGAUUUCCUUGGCCCAUAUGGUAUCCGGGUAAACACGGUAUCUCCUGCAGUGGUGGCAUCAUCAAUUAUGGGUCCUGACCGAAUUCCCUACUUCCAGUCAGAACUUGAAGCUGGAGCUAUCUUCCCUCGACGGGUAUCUGAACCUGACGAGGUAGCCAUUGGCAUCGUCUUCCUACUGGAGAACUCCAUGAUGAAUGACUACGAGCUGCGUGUGGAUGGAGGUUGGCGUGGAAGCAGCAACUGGGCCGGGCCUCAGGAUCCCAGAUCUAACGCGCUCUCUUUGGAGUAGUGGGUGCAAUGCACUCGCUUUUCUUCUAGAGCUGCAUGGCUGCAGGACAAACCAGAGUCAUUCAUAUAUAUCGUUUCAUGAAAAAAUCGCACAAGGC
Molecule: messenger RNA, 1297 nt
Organism: Cryptococcus deneoformans JEC21
Lineage: Eukaryota; Fungi; Basidiomycota; Tremellomycetes; Tremellales; Cryptococcaceae
Exons: 7
Coding region: 355-1200 (281 amino acids)
Biological process (GO): fatty acid beta-oxidation
Cellular component (GO): mitochondrion
Molecular function (GO): 2,4-dienoyl-CoA reductase (NADPH) activity
Source: RefSeq, a predicted model, not a curated record